UCAUGCAGCGGGACUGCACACCUUCUGCUCCGUCGGCUCCAUGCUGCUGUUGCUUGCAGGGGAAUCACUUGACAGGAUAACAGACAUGGAGAGAGUGUGUGCGUGUGUAUGUGCGUGUGUGUGUGUGCGUGUGUGUGUGUAUUUGUGUAUUUGUCUGCUGGCGGCGGAGCUUCCUGUCACUCGUUCUUUGUGCGAAAUAACGGAUUUGGGAAACGCGUUGUGAUUUAAACAUCAGAGAGCGAAAGAGAGGGAGAGAGAAAGAGAGAGAGAGACGUGGAGGAAAGAGAAGCUGAGAGGAAGCGUGUGGAAGAGGAGAGAGGGAGGAGAAACGGCGGGACAGAUCCAGACAUGAUGAAAGAGAAGAGUUUAAUAGAGACUGCUAAAAUGCAGGGCAACGUUAUGGAGCUGGUGGGCAGUAACCCACCUCAGAGGAACUGGAAGGGAAUACUGAUUGCGCUGCUGGUCAUCCUGGUCAUCUGCUCUCUGAUCGUCACUUCAGUCAUACUCCUGACCCCAGGGGAGGACGACAGCCUGGCCCUGAAGGGGAGACUCAUGGUUGAGGAUGUCUUCAGCAAGAACUUCAGAGUCCACAAUCCCAAAGCGAAAUGGAUCAGCGGUACGGAGCUCCUGUAUCGCACUCGCGAAGGCGAUGUGGUCAAGUUUAACAUGGAGACGAACGAAAGCACAGUGCUGGUGCCCAACAGGAAGUUUGAAAUGUAUAAGGCCAGUGACUAUGAGCUUUCUCCAGACAUGAAGCAUGUGGUGCUUGCUUACAACGUGCAGCCGAUAUAUCAGCACUCCUUCACUGCAUACUACAUCAUAUGUAGUUUGGAGUCUCCGGAAACAUGGAUUCUGAAUCCUCCAGAGGUGCGGAACGCUCCUCUUCAAUAUGCAGGAUGGGGACCACGUGGCCAGCAGCUGAUUUUCAUAUUCGAGAAUAACAUCUUCUACCGAGCCACCGUGGAGAGCCGAAUCAUCCGCCUGGUUUCCACCGGCAAAGAGGGUGUGAUAUUCAACGGCCUCAGUGAUUGGCUGUAUGAGGAGGAGAUUUUCCAGUCCCACCUGGCCCACUGGUGGUCUCCUGACGGGGCUCGGCUGGCGUACGCCACCAUCAACAACACUCUGGUGCCCAAGAUGGAGCUGCCCAUGUUCACCGGGUCACUGUACCCGACCGGCCGAGAGUACCACUACCCCAAAGCUGGAGAGGAGAACCCAGUGAUCACACUCUACGUGGUGAACCUAAACGGACCUUUACACACCAUUCAGAUGAAGAAACCAGAGGACCAGAGGAUCGGGGAAUAUUAUAUAACGAUGGUGAAGUGGGCCACGAGCACCAAGCUGGCGGUGAACUGGCUGAACCGAGCGCAGAACAUUUCCAUCCUGACCCUGUGUGAAGCCACUACAGGAGUGUGUACCAAGAAACAUGAGGAUGAGAGUGAGAGCUGGCUGCACAGACAGAACGAGGCCCCGUUGUUCUCAAAAGACGGCCUGAAGCUCUUCUUCACACGUGCUAUUCCUCAAGGGGGGCGGGGCAAAUUCUUCCACAUUUCCAUGGCGGUAUCACAGCCCAACAGCAGCUCAGACACGCUGCAGUCCAUCACAUCAGGAGACUGGGACGUCACACACAUCCUGUCUUACAACGAAGACAAGCAGCUUAUCUAUUUCCUGAGUACAGAGGACGACCCUAAACGCAGACACCUGUACAGCGCUGAUACGGUCGGCCCUUUCAACCGCCGCUGUCUCUCCUGCGACUUCACACAAAGCUGUGGGUACGUCAGCGGCUCCUUCAGCCACAACAUGGCCUACUUCCUGCUCACCUGUAAAGGGCCCGGAGUCCCGUUUGUGUCAGUCUACAGCACCCAAGAGCGCCAGAAGCUUUUGGACAUCGAGCUGAACCAUGAGCUUCAGCACACCGUGGACUCCACGCAGAUGCCCCGAGUAGAGUACCGUGAGAUCGACGUGGAGGAUUACGUUCUGACGAUGCAGAUCCUGAAACCUGCCAGCUUCAUGGAUACAGCACACUACCCUCUCCUGCUGCUCGUUGAUGGUACUCCAGGAAGUCAGUCCGUGUCUGAGCGGUUUCAGGUGGACUGGGCGACCGUGUUGGUCAGCAGCUUCAGCGUGAUUGUGGUGCGAUGCGAUGGGCGUGGCAGCGGCUUUCAGGGCACCAACCUUCUCCACACAGUGCACCGCAGACUGGGCAGGUUCGAGGAGGAGGACCAGCUGAGGGCUCUCAGCAUUAUAGCAAAGGAGCCGUACAUCGACACCACCAGGAUUGGGGCUUUUGGACAGGUGUAUGGUGGAUACAUCACAAGCCUCCUACUUAGCUCUGAGGCUUCCAUGCUGAAGUGUGGAGCUGUUCUCUCACCCAUCACCGACUUCCAGCUAUAUGCCUCUGCCUUUUCAGAACGAUAUCUGGGCGUCUCGAAAACCGACAGACGAGCAUACGAGAUGACUAAUCUUGCACAUCGAGCCUCUCAAUUUGUUGAGAAGAAGUUCCUAAUCGUCCAUCCGACCGCAGACGAAAAAGUACAUUUUCAGCACACGGCCAAAUUUAUCUCCAGGUUAAUCGGCGAGAAGGGAAACUACAGCCUACAGAUCUAUCCAGACGAAGGUCACUUCCUCCACAGCGAGGCGACGAGGCAGCACCUCAGUCAAUCCAUGAUCAACUUUUUCGAAGAGUGCUUCAGGCAACCAGACAACAUUUUCGAAGAGGAACUGGAAGAGGAGAGCGAAGACGAGGGUUAAUGCCCUUCGUUUUCACAACGCCCACACAGAUCAAGCACAAUACCAGCUCCUUUUACCAGACGAUAUGCAACCUGUCUAUUUCACUCCUCUACUUGUUUCCCUGUUUUCUCAUUUCGACACACCGUACGGAGAUUUUCCCCUGCUGUGGCCUGGACAUGUUCUUCUCAGUGUCUACUUCUGUAGUGGAUCCGCUGACUGCAGAGGUCCAGGGUCAGCAAGGCAAAGAAGGCGGCUUUCAAUCUGUCACAUUUUGAUUGACAGCUCGUUCUGGUUAACUGACUGCUGGCAGCAGUGGCCUUCCACAAACCCUCCUGCCAAAACCUUCUGACACGAAGCAGGACGGAGUGAUUUUUAGCACAAAACGUGUAAAACCGAGCCUGAAGACUCUUCGACGUGCUGAUGUGUAGAUACUCACCGACGGUUGAGACGACGACGAUGACAACGACGAAGUUUGUAAUUGUAAUUUGAAUGUCCUCAUAUCUGGUCAUGCUUGUGUGUAAAAUACCUAAUGAGCAAAAAGUCAACUCGGGUAUUAAAAAUAAUAAUAAAAAGGAAACAAAAAAACAUUUGGUUUUUUUAUGUGUUUGAGAUUUGUUCAUGACCUUAGAGCCUGGAGUGUGUAUUUAAGUGAUGUGGAAUAUUAUUCAUUUUGUUUCCAGCAAAUGAGAAGCAGGUGAAUACGAUGUAAUUAUUCAUCGGAAGUGCACUUUGUUUUGUUUAUUUUGUUUUUUUUUGUCGUAUUUUUUUCGUGAUCAUGGUGAUUAUUUUUUGUCCAUCUUUUGCUAGUUGUUGCCGACGAAAUGCUUUUCCUACAGCAGCAGUUUAUAAAACAUUGCAUUCACUGUCUAACUAUAUACUAUAUGUGUAUAUAUGUUACAAAAAUAAUAAAGUUAUCAUCUUUUGCGAAA
This is a messenger RNA of Silurus meridionalis, 3656 nucleotides long. RefSeq names its product dipeptidyl aminopeptidase-like protein 6. The coding region runs from base 349 to 2748 and encodes 799 amino acids. The record is from RefSeq and is a predicted model, not a curated record. Gene Ontology annotation, biological process: proteolysis. Lineage: Eukaryota; Metazoa; Chordata; Actinopteri; Siluriformes; Siluridae. The transcript is spliced from 26 exons. Gene Ontology annotation, molecular function: serine-type peptidase activity; dipeptidyl-peptidase activity.